AUGGGUCGUGUGAUUCGGGCUCAGCGUAAAGGUGCCGGUUCAGUUUUCGUGUCACAUACCAAGAAGAGGAAAGGAGCACCAAAGCUCCGAUCUUUGGACUAUGCUGAACGUCAUGGCUACAUUAAGGGAGUAGUUAAGGACAUCAUUCAUGACCCCGGUAGAGGUGCACCGUUAGCGGUUGUGCACUUCCGUGACCCCUACAAGUUUAAGACGCGUAAAGAACUCUUCAUCGCACCUGAGGGUCUUUAUACUGGACAAUUCGUUUACUGCGGCAAGAAAGCCACACUUGAAGUUGGAAAUGUGAUGCCAGUGGGAGCUAUGCCUGAGGGUACCAUUGUGUGCAACCUUGAAGAGAAGAUGGGUGACCGAGGUCGGUUGGCUCGUGCCUCUGGUAACUUUGCUACUGUUAUCGGCCACAACCCUGAUGCCAAACGCACAAGGGUGAAGCUGCCAUCCGGUGCAAAGAAAGUUCUGCCUUCAAGCAACAGAGGAAUGGUUGGUAUCGUCGCUGGUGGUGGACGUAUCGACAAGCCAAUCCUUAAGGCCGGUCGUGCAUACCACAAGUACAAGGUGAAGCGUAACUGCUGGCCGUAUGUACGUGGUGUGUCCAUGAACCCAGUAGAGCAUCCUCACGGAGGUGGUAACCAUCAACACAUUGGUAAGGCUUCGACUGUCAAGAGAGGUACAUCCGCUGGUCGCAAGGUCGGUCUCAUCGCCGCCCGCAGGACCGGAAGAAUUCGUGGAGGCAAGACCGAGACAAAGAAGGAGGCCUAA
Messenger RNA from Danaus chrysippus (African queen), 774 nucleotides. The record is from the annotation of a GenBank genome assembly. NCBI's taxonomy places the organism in Eukaryota, Metazoa, Arthropoda, Insecta, Lepidoptera, Nymphalidae.